Molecule: messenger RNA, 1241 nt
Organism: Drosophila willistoni
Lineage: Eukaryota; Metazoa; Arthropoda; Insecta; Diptera; Drosophilidae
Exons: 1
Coding region: 616-1236 (206 amino acids)
Source: RefSeq, a predicted model, not a curated record
GGGUUUGUGAAUCCGUUGUGGUAAAAAGAAAAUUGCUCGUUGAGAGGAACUCACCACUUUACCCCAGAGAAGAGGCACUUGUGCGCAUGUCUUAUCUUUGGGGUUGGGGUAUUUUGAGGGUGGCUAUAUGCCCAGAGGCAUUGUGCCUGGCGAGAUAUCAUAUGAUAAUCAUAUUCCCAUUGGUGGUGGGUUCCAGCUGAGGCCAACCAAAUAGGGGUAGCUUUUGCAAAACGAAUUGGAAAAUGUUUUACAAGAACCAGAGCACAGAAGGCAGCGAGACAUUGAGGUGUAUGGAGCGGGUAAUCAAUAUACAUAUUGUAUAUGUAUGUAUAUCAUAUAUUGUCAGCAGGCAGAAGUUCAAAAACGAUAAGGUGAACUUGUUCCAAAGGUGGAGGCGGAAUAAUGCAUAGAACAAGUUAAAAGUGAACAAUUGGAAAGUUGUAACUAGUUAUCCCAAUACGACAUCGACAAGGGGAUACUUAGUUUUACAAGAAACUUAAUUACGAUUACGAAUCGUCAAAGAAAGUUGGAAAAGGCUGGAGAAGGGUGUGUGCAAGCCGGAAGACCCACUUAAGUUAGCAACCCCCAACGAAAUUUAACCCCCCCAACCCCUAUAUGAUUAUCGUUUUGUUGCUGCUAUUCCAAUCGCUCUGUCUCUACUGUCAACGUCUGGUCCUGCACAUCCACGACAGAUGCUUUCCCCGGAACGUUCGAUUGCUACAAGAAGUGGCCGAAACCGUUGGCGAUCGUAAGGCCCAACAGCACUUGGAGCAGCAGGAAAUUGAACAGCAUAAACGACGACAGAAGCGUCGCAUAUUGGAACCAAUACUGCCACUGGGAGCUGGAGCAAAUUUGGAAGCUUGCCGUUUUUGUGCCCAUAGUCCGCAAGGCUAUUGCCGUCAUCAUUUUCAUUUGCAGGAAUUGCAACUGCAACGUGGAAAUAACGCGGAUUAUAAGCAACAACGUAGAAUUAAACGUGAGCUAAAGCGUACUUUGGAGCAACAGCAGCAACAGACACAGUUAAGAAGUUAUCGGCCCCCUUUAAUUGUGGCCAAUAGUCCAAGUUGCAGUUCAUUGAGCUCUAGCAGUGGCUACGGCACAUUGAGCAAUUGCAGCAAUUACGACUACCUAGACGAACAACUGCAGGUGGAAGUCACAGAGGAGGAGCAGGAGGAGGUGUCACCUGUGCCGGAGGUUGCCUUAGUGUCUGGCAAUCUUGUAACGAGCCACUUGUAAAAAGU